GCUGUUGCUCAACCCCAACAUGCGGAAGAAACAGGAGAGCACGACCCGCAAUGCCUAGUCGCUGCCCCGAAUGACCUCAUAACCGCCCAACUCAAUACCAUGCAGCAACAGUUCGGAGUAUUCCAGCUGGUGCUUGCACAACUCUUAGCUAGAAAUAGCCUUGAUGACCUUCUUAUCAACUUACUAAACCCAGCUCAUCUCGCAAUUCCUCAUCAACAACACCAACCUGUUAACUCCCCUGUCCAGAGCGUUGCCUCCCUCAAGAAUGUCUCCCAGUUACGAUCUCACAUUCCACCUUUGCCCCCUAAUCCUCCUAAUCCACCUCAACCAAUGGCCUCAAAUGUCUCCAAAAGGCUAGAUAACCUCAAAAGAAUGAUGGCCAAGAACAGAGCUGCAACCUCAGGCCAAACCAACCCUGAUGACCACUUGCACGCCUUCUGUUCGGUCAUGCAGGCUCAGAAUGCUUCGGACGUCUUCAUGUGCAAAAUAUUCCCAUCCACGUUACAUGAUAAUGCCCGAACUUGGUUUAAUGACGCUGUACUAGAGAUUGGCUCGUUUGACCAAGCUGUGGGAAUCACCGCCAUCACCCAAGGGCUCAGCCAGGAGCGGUUUCGAGAUAGUCUGAUCAAACACCCCCCUGCUUCAUGUGAAGAAGUCAAUAAAAGAUCUUGCAACUUCAUCACUACGGAAGAAUAUGUGUUGUCACAGAAGCCCUUAGCCAUCAAGGACAACAGAAACCCCACAUGGAAGGAAGAAGGGCCGAACAAGAAGAAGUUCAAAGCCAUUCAAAACCGAGGUCCAUUCUCAACUAAGGUUGACAAGCCUAGUCUGGGUACCUUGCAGGCCACGGGGAGGCAACCCACUUGGACUGCAUUUACACUACCAAGAUUGCAGAUCUUAAUGCAAAUAAAAAACAAAAUGGAUCUCAAAAGGCCACCGCCCAUACGGAGUUUACCCACUUCCAAAGAUCACACUAAGUACUGCGACUACCACCAAGAUCACGGCCACACAACAGAGGCAUGCAAUAUGCUAAAGUCUGAGCUUGAAAGCUUGGCACGGAAGGGGAUGUUGAAUGAGUUCAUCCCUAACAAAGACCACUCGAGAUUUGUAAGGGAACAGCGCCUAGACUCCCAGCCUCCCAAGGGCCUCAAGUUACCAGUACCAGUGCAACUAGAGGCACUUAGCACCCAGCAAGUAAAGGGUGUGGAGUUACCAAAUAACAGACCAGCUGACGAAGCUAGAGUUGCCCCAAUGGAAGAAAUAGAAGAGAUACAGAUAGAUGACAAUGAUCCCACCAAAAAGACGCAGAUUAAGACGAGACUAAAACCAGGAGAAAGAGAAGAGCUCAUUAGCUUCCUGAAAGCAAAUAAGGAUGUGUUUACUUGGACCUCAGCCGACAUGCUCGGCGUCCCGACCUUAGUUGCGAUGCACAAAUUAAGCACCAACCCUCUAAAGAAACCGGUUGCAUUCGUGAGGAGAGUAGAUUACUAUGAAUGGGUUGCUAAUCUUGUUAUGGUAAAAAAGUCGAAUGGCAAGUGGCGCAUGCGCAUCGAUUACACCAAUCUUAAUGACGCUUGCCCCAAGGAUUGUCAUCCCAUGCCUAACAUAGACAAGCUAGUAGAGGCCGCCUCAGGAAAUGAGAAGUUAAGUCUCUUGGAUGCUUAUUCGGGGUAUCAUCAAGUUCGUAUAGCACCCAAAGAUGAAGUGAAAACCUCAUUUUAUGCUGGAGAUGAAAUUUAUUGUUAUGUGAUGAUACCGUUUGGGCUCAAAAAUGCAGGAGCAACAUAUCAAAAAAUGGUAACAAUUGUGUUCCGGGCUCAGAUAGGCAGAAAGCUAGAGGUUUAUGUAGACGACAUUGUAGUUAAAAGCUGUCGAGCAGAAGACCACUUGAUCGAUUUGGUUGAGACAUUUAACAAUCUUAGGAGAUACAACAUGAAGUUGAAUCCAACAAAGUGCACUUUCGAUGUGGAAUCAGGCAACUUUUUGAGUUUUAUGGUUUCCAAAAGGGGAAUAGAGGUCAAUCCUAAAAAGAUAAAAGCAAUAGAGCAGAUGAAACCACCAAGGUCAACCAAGGAUGUGCAUCGUCUAGCUGGGAGGGUCAAAGCCUACCUCAGCUCACUGCCUCUAUUGACUAAGGCUAAAGGAGGUGAAAUUUUUUAUCUUUACCUUAGGAUAUCUAAUACUAUUGUCAGUUCUAUCUUGGUCAGGGAAAUGGGAAAACAACAGCAACCAGUAUACUUGAUUGAUUUGGCUAAGACAUUCAACAAUCUUAGAAGAUACAGUAUGAAGUUGGAUCCAACAAAGUGCACUUUAGAUGUUGAAUCAGGCAAGUUUCUGAGUUUUAUGGUUUCCAAAAGGGGACUAGAGGUCAAUCCUGAGAAGAUAAAAGCAAUAAAGGAGAUGAAACCGCCGAGGUCAACCAAGGACGUGCAGCGUCUAGCUAGGAGGGUAGCAGCUCUACACAGAUUCAUCUCUAAAUCAACGAACAAAUGCUUGCCUUUCUUUAAGGUCUUGAGAAUCACAGCUCAAAAAGAUGAAACAGGAAAAACCCAGAAGAAAAUGAGAAAACAACAGCAACCAGUAUACUAUGCUAGCAAGGUGCUACAAGGAGCCGAACAGAGGUACUCAAUAGCAGAGAGAGCAGCUCUAGCAGUUGUGGUUACCGCAAAGAAGUUGAGGUCACACUUUCAAUCCCACCCUCUUAUCGUAAUGACAAACCAACCUUUGAGACAGAUCUUGCAAAAACCAAAAUGCUCCGAGAGACUCAUCAAAUGGGCAGUCGAACUAGGAGAGUUUCAGAUAACGUUCCAACAGUGGUUAGCAAUCCGAGCUCAAGCUUUGGCAGACUUCAUAGUACAUGAAGGGGUAUGCGGAAGCCACGUGGGAGCUCAGACUUUGGCCCAUAAGGUACUUCAGCAGGGGUACUAUUGGCCCAACAUGCAAGAGGAUGCUAAACGAUUUGUACAAAAGUGUCAGUUCUUUGCUCAUCUCACCCAUCAGCCAGUUGAAGAACUCACCAACAUGGUCACACCUUGGCCUUUUGCCCAAUGGGGAAUAGACCUUUUAAGUCUUUUCAUCAAAGCAGUAGGGGGAGCAACGCACUUGGUUGUUUCCGUCGAUUACUUCACUAAGUGGGUGGAAGCCUGGCCUCUUUCUUGUUUGACUUCAAGAAGAAUCAAGGACUUUCUUUUCAGGUCGGUCAUUUGCAGAUACGGGAUACCGAACCAGGCCAUUGCUAAUAAUGGUCCCCAAUUCAAUUGUAACUCCUUUAAAGACUUCUGCUCCAAUUAUGGGAUUAAACUAGUGUUCACUUCUGUUUACCAUCCUGAGGCUAAUGGAAUAGCUGAAUCAGCUAAUGUAGCCAUCUUGUAGGGAAUCAAUCAGAGAUUAGAUAAACUAAAAGCAAAAUGGGCAAAUGAACUCAACAACGUCCU
Molecule: messenger RNA, 3434 nt
Organism: Rubroshorea leprosula
Lineage: Eukaryota; Viridiplantae; Streptophyta; Magnoliopsida; Malvales; Dipterocarpaceae
Source: the annotation of a GenBank genome assembly